Cygnus olor (mute swan) is the source of this 5611-nucleotide messenger RNA. RefSeq names its product USP6 N-terminal like (gene USP6NL). The transcript is spliced from 14 exons. The record is from RefSeq and is a predicted model, not a curated record. NCBI's taxonomy places the organism in Eukaryota, Metazoa, Chordata, Aves, Anseriformes, Anatidae. Bases 835 to 3429 code for a protein of 864 amino acids.
GGGGAAAGGAUUUCUGAAGUGCCUUUGUACGUUUUCCAAACGGCAUUAAAAGUGUUCUGGGGUACAUACUGCAAUUUGUCUGGUUAAAAUUACCUGCCAAAAGUAAUGAUAGUACCUGAGCUGCAACUGUUCUCUGGGCCUCUGGUGGUGAGAGAGAGAACUCCUGAAAUGCUCCCUGGAUUUCCAGCAUGUUUCCUGGUGUGCAAGGAUUCCAGUCACGUAGGAGGGUGUCAGAGGUGUGUGUUUGGGGGGAGGAAGGGGAGCCAAGUGACUCUUUUUAGCAGGUGCUUGCUUAUGCCUGCUGGAGUUUAGCAGGCUAGAUUCAAUUUGAGUUCUGUUAGUAGGUCUGACGCUGUCUCUACCCUGCACCAGUAGCUCUCUUAAAACAUUAUGUGAAAUUUCAUGAAUUGAUUCAGACUUAAAAAGAGGAUGCAGACCCACUUCUUCAGUGGGCAUGCCUGGGGGAGCACGUUGCUGCAACUGGCAUUCGUUUCAAGAAGUGUUUUCUUUACUUCCUGGUGUGAACGUUUCCUUUGAACUUCAUUUAGAGAAAUCAGUAUGCAUUCUCUUCAGUAAGUAAUUUUAAAAAUGUUCUGCAGAAAUACAUUUAGGACUGCUUGCAGUUUUUUUAUUUCCUUUUGCUGAAGUCACUUUAAAUCCAUCACCCCAGCCUGGAGAGUCGUCAGGCAGAAAUCUUGCUCUGAAGGUAGCUGAGUUCUUCCUGCAUCAGUUUUGCCUGAGCAUUCAGAAGACAGCCAUGUAAUACUACGUAGUAAUGAAACCUGUUGGAAUUUCGGAGGGGCAUCUAGUCUCUUUUGAUCCUGCUAAGGAGCAAUGAUUCAAGUGCUACAGAUUGUAAAGGAUCUGGUGUCGCCAGCAAGACGGAGAACAGAUGCUGCUAAGAAAGGUGCAGAUGCCGAGCAGGAUGCUGCUGUCAAACUUGCCCAAGAACGAGCAGAGAUAGUUGCCAAGUAUGACAGAGGACGAGACGGUGCGCAGAUUGAGCCAUGGGAAGAUGCUGACUAUCGUCUUUACAAAGUCACAGAUAGAUUCGGGUUUCUACAUCCAGAAGAGCUUCCUGUCCACGAUGCAGCAAUAGAAAAGCAAAAGCACCUUGAAAUUGAAAGAACUACAAAAUGGCUUAAGAUGCUGAAAAGCUGGGAAAAAUACAAGAAUAGUGAAAAGUUCCACAGGAGAAUUUAUAAAGGAAUCCCGUUGCAGUUCAGAGGGCAAGUUUGGUCUUUACUACUUGAUGUCCCUAAAAUGAAAAAAGAAAUGAAAGACUUCUACAAUGAAUUGAAGUGUCAAGCACGAGGGUCUUCACCAGACAUUAGGCAAAUUGAUCUUGAUGUAAAUCGAACAUACAGGGAUCAUAUCAUGUUUCGAGACAGAUAUGGUGUUAAGCAACAAUCUUUAUUCCACGUUUUAGCUGCGUAUUCCAUAUAUAAUACGGAAGUUGGAUACUGUCAGGGAAUGAGCCAGAUCACAGCUUUACUCCUUAUGUACAUGAAUGAAGAAGAUGCCUUCUGGGCCUUGGUGAAACUGCUCUCGGGUCCGAAGCACGCUAUGCAUGGUUUUUUUAUUCCUGGUUUUCCAAAACUGUUGAGGUUUCAAGAACAUCAUGACAAAAUACUGAAAAAAUUUUUGUCCAAACUUAAGCAGCAUUUGGACUCCCAGGAGAUGUCCACAAGCUUUUACACAACAAAAUGGUUUUUCCAAUGUUUCCUUGAUCGUACUCCCUUUACAUUAAGCCUCAGGUUAUGGGAUAUCUACAUACUUGAAGGAGAGCGGGUUCUCACCGCUAUGUCGUACACAAUUAUGAAGCUACACAGAAAGCAUCUGAUGAAAUUACAAAUGGAAGAGCUUGUAGAAUUUCUGCAGGAGACUCUAGCUAAGGAUUUCUUCUAUGAAGAUGACUUUGUAAUAGAGCAGCUCCAAAAUUCUAUAUCAGAAUUGAAACGAGCGAAGCUGGAUUUACCAGUAGCUGGUAAAGAAGAUGAAUUUCCAAAGAAGCCAUUGGGGCAAAUUCCAUCAGGACCUCAGCCUGCUAUGCCUAAUUCCACUCCAAUGCUUAAUGGACAGAACAGCACUGGUACACAAACAACGAGAAGGACAGAGAGGAGACCAUCCUCUGGAGAAGAACUGGAAAAUUCACCAAAUAACCGAAAAAGAAUUAAUUCACUGGAGAAACAACCUUCCUUAAAACAGCAGAAGUCUCGACCGAUAGACACACAGAGUAUACAGUCUAAAACUGAGGUAGAUGCUAGAAGAAAGCCUCAACCCAUGGGGCAAGACAACUCAAGGCAAUAUGAUAAUGCAGCUGCUAACCAAAAUUCUAAUGCUAUUUCAAAUACAAGAAGGGAAUUUGUACCUAAGUGGAAUAAACCAUCCGAUAUCAAAAUAAUUGAAAAGACCAUGAAACUUACUGCAGAAGUGAAAGGAAGGCCAAUAAAUCAUUCAGUUUCAGGCUCACCACCAGGUUCUGCAGAAACACAGCCUUUGAAUGUAAAGCAAAAGAUGAGGGUUUUGGAUGCUGAUGAAGGUAAGCGUGGGUCUAAUGCAUCACAGUACGACAAUGUUCCGGAAGCUGAUAUUGAGAAUGAGAAUAUUGUUGAAGAGAUGCUUGAGAGAGCUCAUCCACAGAGUCCAAGGCAUGUAGCAUAUUCGAAUAGUCCAAGAAAACAAGCUGAUAAAAUACCUGCUCCAUUAAAAAUAUCCAACAAUUACACCUUCACUUCCCAACCCAGAUCUCCAAAAUACUCCUUGCCAUCUGAUGGACCACCUCAUGGACUGAAUGUAAAACAGCCACUGCCAUCUUAUAACAAUCCACCUACUUAUCAUGGAAAUUCUCCAAAGCAUGUUUCCAGUAUAGGCAAUACAAGUUCCAUACCUCUGCACUACCACGGGAAUCGAACCAGCCCUUCUGGUAGACCAUAUGGUUCUUUUAUUUCAGCAGAUUACUCUCCAGAUAAAUUACAAGUGAACUCUUAUCCUGCCAAUCGCCAAAAUCCUCUCUCCCCAGCCCCUGCUCGGAUAGAAGUAGCCCCUGUCGAUGCCUAUACCAGCAACCUGAGGUCCCCCCCAGGUGUCAAAUUCAUAAUCCCUCCUGUGGACUAUUUGCCAGAAGAUAGGAAGUGGCCAGAUGCUGCGUAUAUUUAUAGACAAGAACCAUACAGGCAGCCCUGGAGCCAAGACAUUAACACGGGUCACUUGGAUAACUUCCAGAAAUACCAGCAUUUUCAGGCAACACCUUUUCAAGACCACGGUCUUCCCGCUGUUUCUGUGGAUGGUCCAAUAAGAUACAGGACUUCACCAAACUUUGAAGAGCAUGGUUCACCACAAUACCAAUAUUCAGGUCCAUCAGCUCAAGCCCAACACUACCGAAAUCGAAAUGAUGGAUUGUCUAUGCAUGAGUCUGUGCUUCUCUGAGAAUCUGUCUGUACUUACUAAAGUGGCAAGAACCAAACUCAGUUAUGCAUUACUGUGUUAGCAGUAGUCCACCUCAUUUCCUCUAUGAAAUGUGGACAGUUCACAUGACUCUGUCAAAAAGAACACUAUUUCAAAGAUGUUUCAGGCUUUCACUGAAGGCUAGUUGAGUUCUUAGACUUGCAUCGAAGCUCGCGAAAGUGAUCUGAUGCACAUAGUCGUAGCAAUAGCAAUAAGAUCAUAUACACAGUAUAGCUAAUACUGUCAUUUUCCCUCAAAUUUAAAUAACUCGUGUUAUGAUCUUUCUGCCUAAAACCUAACACAUUUACAGGUUUUAUUUUGACUGACAUUGUUAAUGCACUGUAUAGAUGUGUGGGUGCAUGUGUGUGAGUGUGCACUUACAUACACGAAUGCAUAUGAAAAAGAGCUAAAGAGUUUAAAUGUAAAUGCAUUUAACUUUGGGCAAAGCUUGUGAAGUACUUUUAUUUCAUAUUAAUUUUUCUUUAUAAUUUAUUUGAGAAGCCAUUCAUUUUGAAUGGGAUUUUCUGUCAUUGUUAUACAGCUGCCUCAGUAUCCCAGUAUCUGUUCUGGGCAGGGGAGAUACUUUGGGAUUAUUAAUUUAAACUUAUGUGAGAGUUAAUUUCCUCUCCUUUGACUACUGUUUGUCAUUUUCCUCAGCAGGAAGGAGCAGGCAGGCAAAAGCAGAAAGCCAAAAAUGUCUUUAUAAUCUGGCUAAGAAAUGGUGCUGAAAAUUCAGGGCAGUCUCUAGUUUCUUAGGUGAAUGAAAGCGGAGAGUUUUUACCUUUGCACCCAAACCUACCAUCAGAAUGUCUGAAAUCUGCAAAAUGCUGGGGCAUGGUGAGAGCAAGGCCAGAUCCAGAAAUGGUGCUUCACCCUUCCCUUUUUUGCCACGCCGUGCUGUCAAGCUAAACAAAUUGGUUGCAAGGCCAAAUCUCACAGGUAUCAGAACUACCAUCUCCUUGAUGCUUUUGAGAAGUACAUGCAGGAGGCUGAGACUUGGUCGUGACUUGAUAUUCCCUGAGCCGUGCGCAUAUGCAGUGUCCCUUCUUUUAAGCUUUGUCAUGUCAAUUCCAUUUUGGUUUUGCCCUAUUUUUCCCCAAAGAGCCAGUAGGUCCGUGCCUGUGAUAGGGCAUGUGCUGCUGUGCUUUCAGGCUGCUGAGAGACUGUUGUUUGUUUUUUUUACACUAAAACCAUCCUGACUGUUAAUAGGAAGCUUAGACUCCUGGUAACGUAUUUUUAAUUAGCGUUUGCAGCCUUUUUUUUUACUUUGUUUUUGCUUUUCUUUUCGUUGACUGUGAACUGGGGGUGACAAAAACGCAGGUUGAAGUGGCACGCGGAGGAUGCAGCCUUGUGAGCUGCCGGGGACCACGCAGGCAGUGCGGGAUGCACUGACCUCUCCUUGAAACCAAGGGGACUGGAGGUGGGUAAGGAUCUCGCCAGAAGAGGUCCUUGGAGUGCUUAACAGAGAGAUUUUCUAAUCCUUAAGUACCUAGCAUCGGUAGCAACAUCGGUUCUGGAUGGAUUCGAAGGUUGUCCUGUUCUCUUUUGUAAGAUUUGUUAACUGAAAACAUAGAAAUGGAUUUUAUUUUAUUUUCUUUUAAAGAAUGAGCUUUAGUGCCUAUUAUUGCUGCAGGUUGGCUCUGUAAGUUUUAAGGUACAGAAGUAAAACAAUUUUUAUAAAUGGAAGUAACAUUUACUUAGUAUAUUUCAAAACUUUUUUUUUUGUGUGUGUAUAUGAUGUGUCUGAUGUAAUUUUUAAUGAACUGGGCAAUUUUAUAUUUUAAGAGUCGCAAACUGCAGCGAAGUAACAGUAGCAAAGCACUACACUGAAACUCUAAAAUUGUGAAGAUAAAUGAGACUUGGGCUUACCUUAGUUCUGAUUGCUUACAGCAGCUUAGAAAUGUAUGUAUAUAAUAUCGUGGCUAAGUGUAAUAAUCGCAGUGUUUAACGAUGGUUCUGUAAUUCAUAACAAGGCUGUACAAUUCAUUUGUGCAAGCAACACGAAGCUCUAAAAUAUGUAUCAGCAUUAGUAAAUACUGUAGAUUUUUAUAUAUAAAAAUAUAUACACGUUAUUUUCUUAUGUCAUCUGCAACAGUUUUAUAACUGUGUAUCCUAUUUUGAUGUGACUGUAUUUUUAACGUUAAAAUAAUAAUAAUUAAGCUUC